Molecule: messenger RNA, 864 nt
Organism: Phytophthora nicotianae INRA-310
Lineage: Eukaryota; Oomycota; Peronosporomycetes; Peronosporales; Peronosporaceae
Exons: 2
Coding region: 1-864 (287 amino acids)
Molecular function (GO): trans-aconitate 2-methyltransferase activity
Source: RefSeq, a predicted model, not a curated record
AUGGCGCAUCGUGCGGCUCAAACGUGGCAACCGCAGAAGUAUCUCAAGUUCGAGCGAGUCCGACUGCGCCCCGCGCUCGAGCUACUGGAGCGCGUCCGAGAGCUGCCAUCGACCGCGUCGAGUGGAGACGAUGACGUAGUGGAGAUCAUAGAUUUGGGUGCUGGCACGGGGAAUAUGGCCCCCUCCUUCUUUAAACGGUGGCCAAGGGCACGUGUGACGUUCGUAGACUCGUCGGCUUCAAUGCUGGAGCGUGCGAAGCAGGAGCAUAGUGUCGAUGAUAAUGUCAAAACCGAGCAAUGCGCGUACCUGGAAGCUGAUUUCGAGAGCUUCCAGCCGGACAAGCCAGUGGAUCUCAUCUUCUCCAAUGCUGCACUCCACUGGGUGAGUUCCGAGCGCCACAAGCAGCUCCUACCGCGGUUGUUCUCCUUCCUGAAGCCUGGAGGAACCCUCGCCUUUCAGAUUCCAGAUACACGCCUGCAACCGAGUCACCAGUUGAUCGCUGAAGCUGCGAAGCAAGUGGGUCAUUGGGAUCGUGUUGCUGAUGUGCGUUGGGUCACUUGCGAGCGUGAUCCUGGCUUCUACUAUGAGCUUUUCAAAAGUAUCGACAAGGAUAUGGAGCUAGACAUGUGGGCAACGAUGUAUGCGCAAGUGCUAGAGGGGGACAACCCCGUCGCGGACUUCGUGGGCUCUACUGGACUUCGUCCGUUCAUGGAGGCUCUGGCUGAUCCGUCCACGGCAGCCUCGGAGUUCGAGCACAAGUACCGCGAGCUGAUCGUUGCAGCAUACCCGAAGCAAUGCGAUGGACGCAUGAUCUUCAAUUUCAAGCGCUUCUUCGCUGUCGCUACGAAGCCACUGGAGGCAUGA